AUGUGCGUGCGCACUCCCAUAGUGCGCUGCACCUGGGGGCUGACCCCCCUCCCACCCACUCCCCUCCCCUACACCCUCUCUCUAUAUCUAUCUCCUGAAAAUGAAUUCCGAGGAGAGCUGCUGAAUCAGAGGUGGACUAGGGGAGAGAGGAUCAGCAGUUGUGAAACGGCAAAGAGCCUGGGCCAGAGCAGACAUAUCAAAAUGAGCCUUGACACUGAUGAGAAGAGAACACGCACAAGAUCCAAGGGAGUGAAAGUACCAACAGAGCUUGUAGGACAAGAUUUAAGCUGCCCAACCCCAGGAUGCAAUGGCUCAGGUCAUAACAGUGGAAAAUAUGCAAGACACAGAAGCGCGCUGAGCUGCCCCUUGGCCCGGAAGAGGAAGCUCCAGGAGACGGAGACGGAGCAGGACCAGCCCACGUCGAAGAGGAAGUCCUACCCGCUGAAGCUGGCUCUGGAUGAGGGAUACAACAUGGACAGCGACGGCAGCAGCGAGGAGACGGAAGCCAAGGAGGACUCUGCCGAGGAGUCGGAGGAGGCUCAGGAGGAGCAGCAGGAGGUGCCAGAGGAGAAGGAGAAGACCAGAGAGACACAGAGUACAGCCGAGCCUGCAGAUGAAGAAUGUUUGGUAGUGGACUCGGGAAGCACUGUAAGAUCAAAAGAAGGCGAGCCGUCGCCCAAAUCCAUGCCUAUUCCUGCCACUCAGAAGGAGGACUACACCAGCUACCAUGAGAUGGUGGCCAGCUCCCUGCUCAACCUAGGCCAGAUCAGCCCGGCCGAAGCCACACCUACCCAACAGCAGCCUGCCGUGGAUCCAGAGGCGGACAGUCAGGAGGUAGCAGAGCGCGACACCGUGGAGGAGCAGGCCGACAUGGAAGAGGAGGAGGAUGAAGAUGAAAGAGAAAGCACAGGAGAAGCACAGGAGAAAGGAAGAGUAACUGUGGAGCAGCUAGCAGAGGGCGCCAUCACCACUGGCAGCCCAGCUCAGGGAUUGGACAUUGAGUCACAGAGCGAGGCCCACAGGCCCACACCCCCAGAGGACUACACUUCCCAUAAGGCCGGAGCCUCCGUGGUCAUCGAGGUGCGGUCGGAGGAGUCGGAGAAAGACGAGGAUGAGGACGAGGACGGGGACGACGAGGAGGAGGACGAAGAUGACGACAGCCUCUCUCAGAAGUCGGUGGUGACAGACGAGUCCGAGAUGCCGAGCAGGUGA
Molecule: messenger RNA, 1212 nt
Organism: Conger conger (European conger)
Lineage: Eukaryota; Metazoa; Chordata; Actinopteri; Anguilliformes; Congridae
Product: myelin transcription factor 1-like
Exons: 9
Coding region: 1-1212 (403 amino acids)
Biological process (GO): regulation of DNA-templated transcription
Cellular component (GO): nucleus
Molecular function (GO): zinc ion binding
Source: RefSeq, a predicted model, not a curated record